CCUGAAUACUCUGCGCGCAUCUUCAUUGCGCAAUUUCCGCAAGCGGUGCAGUCUGGGGUUCUGCUGCACAACACAGGGCUGGCGUAUCUGGCUAGCUAGCUGACCACUUGAAAUGGACGUGUUCUUAAUGAUCCGGCGUCACAAGACCACAAUCUUCACAGACGCCAAGGAGUCCACCACUGUCUAUGAACUGAAGCGUAUUGUUGAAGGAAUACUUAAAAGACCACCCGAAGACCAGCGGCUCUACAAAGAUGACCAGUUGCUAGAGGACAGCAAGACCCUGGGUGACUGUGGAUUCACCAACCAGACUGCCAGACCUCAAGCCCCAGCUACAGUUGGUCUGGCUUUCCGUAUAAAUGAUGAGAUGUUCGAGCAGCUGCACAUCGAGGCCUUCUCCAGCCCCCCAGAACUCCCUGAUGUGAUGAAGCCUCAGGACUCCGGUAGCACUGCCAAUGAACAGGCAGUGCAGUGAUGGCGGGCAGAGGAAGCGAGCAAUGGAGGGAAGGAUGGAAGUGGGUGUGUGUGGAUUAACUGCAGUGAAGAAGUAGCGGGGUGGAGGAUGUGUAAUAUAAUUUCAGUUGAUGGAUGGGGACAUUAAUAGGUAACCAAGCCUAUCCAUGUUACCUUCAUGCUAUCAUCUCGGCACCACCGCCCUUCCCCCAAUUUACUUCACAAAUCCUUUUUUUUUUUUUAAACUCUAUACGAUUUCCACAUCACAUGCAGUUCUGCUCCUUGAAAUUUGCUCUUAAGCACCAACUGGCUCAAACUUUUGAGUGAAGAAGUUGGUUUGGAAAGUAUGAUUGUGUACGUGUGUGUGAGUUGUUCUAAUUAUUAUCAUUAAUAUUUUGGAAAAGGUGGCGGCAUAGUCGUGUGUGUCACAGUGCUCUAGAAGUAACAUGCAUGGAUAAAGAGUCCAGUGUCUGAAUUAGCAAAACUGCAUGAACAAAUUCAAAACAAAGGCUUUAUUUUCACAGCAACAGAUAGACCCACCACUGAUAAGUUUCCUUCGUCUGAUUCUCCCAGUUUUGUUGUACAUUUCUGACUUGAUUUCAUACCAGGAAAAAACGUCUUCAUGAUAGUUAAUUUUCUUUGUUUUUGUUGUCAUUUUGUUUCAUCAGUGUGUUUUACUUGUCAGUCCUUUGUUGUGUUUCAUGCACUGAGACCAAAGGCAGGUACCUCUUGGACAGCAGAGGGAUAUUUUUUGGUCAGAGGACAUUCUGUCUGUGACAUACAGUAUAACACAGGAGGAGUGUUUUCUUGCGUUACUUUUAAAAAAUGCGUACAUCACAUGUCACCAACAUUAAUGUGGCACCUUCCCUUAGUCACACAAACAUAGCCUGUAACUGUGAGCUUGCUUAAUUAAAAGUUUUUCCUGUUUUGUUUUUUA
Molecule: messenger RNA, 1387 nt
Organism: Acanthochromis polyacanthus (spiny chromis)
Lineage: Eukaryota; Metazoa; Chordata; Actinopteri; Pomacentridae
Product: elongin-B-like
Exons: 4
Coding region: 113-472 (119 amino acids)
Biological process (GO): transcription elongation by RNA polymerase II
Cellular component (GO): elongin complex; VCB complex
Molecular function (GO): protein binding
Source: RefSeq, a predicted model, not a curated record